AUGAAGCAGAUCUGUCUAGUCUGGUGGUGGUGGUGGGACGAUCUAGAUGGUUCUGGCAGUGAUGGACGGUUCGCUUCUCCGGGCAUGGCGGGUCCGCCAGGAAUUGGCGGAAUGGGGGGAGGUGGAGCUGGUGGUUCAGACUUUUUUGAACCUGUGACAAUUCGUACAGAAUUCCCUGAAACAUGGAUCUUCAUUGCAACUAGUACAAAGUAGGU
Strongylus vulgaris is the source of this 215-nucleotide messenger RNA. The record is from the annotation of a GenBank genome assembly. NCBI's taxonomy places the organism in Eukaryota, Metazoa, Nematoda, Chromadorea, Rhabditida, Strongylidae.